CAAAACUGAAUUGUUAAUUAUAAGUUUUAUUUUUAAUAUUUUUUGAUAAUGUCAUUUGCCGGGAUAAUGCUGUUAUUUAAAUUAUAACAUUAGAAAAUACUAUAAAUACGUGACUAUAUAAUGUGUUUUUUGGCAUUUUGGUAUAAGUUCCGACGAAGAUUAUUUAGCGAUUCGCAUUGUUAAAAACUUAGAAACUUGUUGAGGUUAGUUAGGAAACACGCAAGAUGUUGACCUGCCUUAUAAACAGCAGUGGUUGCGAUGAACGCUUCAUUUCGAUCCAACCGACGAUGUCGGAGGUUGCUAACGGAUCUCCAAUAGAACUAGACCAACUUGACGAGAUGGACGCAUGUUACGAAACAUUCGACAAAGAUGGGGAUGGGAAGUUGAAUCUUGAUGAGUUCCGCCUGAUUUGUAAGGCUCUCUUCCGUAAUGACAAAGGCCACAUCUAUCCAUUGAGUGAAGAGAGAGCUAGGCAUAUUUUACAAGUAUUUGAUAAGAAUGGAGAUGGAUACAUUGAUAAGGAGGAGUUUACAUUCUGCUGGAACCAUUGGAUUAAAGUAAUAGUACGACCAGUGAGUGCAUUCCUCAUUGUAGAUGUCCAGAAUGACUUCAUCUCUGGGACUCUCAACAUCAGCAAAUGCAAUGCCCAGCAAGAAGGAAGUGAGGUGGUAGAACCGAUAAAUGCGUUACUAGAGUCGGUGCCGUUUGACUGCGUUUUUUAUUCUCUUGACUGGCAUCCACCGGACCACGUCUCCUUUAUUGACAAUGUACAUAUGCGGGAGCUGGAUCCUUCGAGUCCUGUUUCAGCUGAUAAAGCACAAGCCUACGACACAGUCGUCUUUGCGGGCCCUCCUCCAAUGAGACAGCGUCUUUGGCCACGGCACUGCGUACAAGACUCCUGGGGCGCAGAACUUCAUAAGGACCUCAAGGUAGUAGACAGCGCGAUAAAAGUGUACAAGGGUACAAAUCCGGAUGUGGACUCGUAUUCAGUGUUCUGGGAUAACAAGAAGCUGACCGAAACAAGUCUCAGCACUCAGCUGCGUAUGCGCGCGGUCACUGAUAUUUACAUCUGUGGCAUCGCGUACGAUGUUUGUGUCGGCGCAACAAUAGCAGACGCACUUGCCAUAGGCUACCGUGCAGUGUUGAUAGAAGAUGCCUGUCGUGGCGUGGAUUUGGCUGACAUGCAACGGACUAAGAGUACCAUAAUAAAUAAUAAUGGACUUAUUAUUAACUCUGAAGAUGUCCUGGCAAUGGUGGAAGGCCGUGAUCGGAGGCCUGAAUUGGGAUAUAAACUCGCAAUGGAAUUGAAGAAUGCUAUGGACGAAGAAUAAUGCACUUAAUCUUAAAUAUUUUACGUUUAUAGUAACCAGUUUUGCUUCUUUUAGCUAGUUAUUAGGUAUGUCACAAUACACCGCACAAAUGCACUAAAGGUCUUAGGCCUUAUUUUUUUAACAUUAGGCUAUGUUCUGAUGAAAUAUUGACUAGCUUUUGCGGCUUUAUUCGUAAGUUGAUCCUUUAUUUAUUAUUAUAAGAUACACUUAUCUGCUGGGGUAAACAAACAAAUAGAAGAUUGCGAACAUAAAAUGUAACAAGCAAAUUUGUCUAAUCUCGAAUACGUAUGUGAUCCAUAAAAUCAAAAAUACUUAAUCUGACAUAAAACAAAAAAAGUGUGAUAUUAUACAUUUUUUGUGAUAAACAAUUAAUAUUAUAAGUUCAGUGCAAAAUAACGAAAAACUGCGGCGAAUCGUUGACAAUUGAUACCGUCAAAGAAAGCUUUGAGCUGUCGAUGAAACAUUCUCAACACAUAACUAUAGUAUUGGUCAUUCAGAAUUGUUCUCAACGAGUGUUUGGAGUGUUGGCUUGGGGAUACAAUUUUGGUAUACUAGACACAAGAACGAUACCGAGUUCGAAACAACUCUUUACUUUUAAUAUUAUUUUUUUAUCAUGAAUAUAAUUUAUUUCUCUCAUUCCUUCAUAGACGUAGAGUUAACAACGAUACCAGUAGUAUAUAUGGAUUAGUAGUGGUGUCGUCGCCGUGUGUCCCCCGUCCUGAAUGGUCCCGCCUAUAUAGACAAUAACUUAGCAAAGAGGCCAAUCAGCCAUGUCAUAAACAACAUCAAUGCCAAUGUCCAGUUCUUGAAUACACAGAAUGAACUAAAUAUCUAGGAGUAAUAAUAGAUUGACACCUUAGUUGGGAAAAAGCACAUUGAUGCAGUUCUUUUUCGUAUUUUAUGUCUUUUGGCACAACUAUUUGAGGAAUGAGAAUGUACAACAAAGGACAGCAACAGCUCUUUUUUCUUCAUAAAAUGGUUCUAAUCAUUUCCAUUUUAGAAGUACUGUAAGUCAUCAAAAAGGGAUUGACCACUAUUGAAACCAUGACAAUUAUAAUUUCAGUGUUAAUCACAGUAAUCAAAUACUUGAUUAUAUAAUGAAUAUUUAAUAACUACUUAAUGUUGUGUGAUAAACAAAAAAUAUGCUCACUAUCUAAAUAUUAGUAGAAACUAAAGACAAUUGACAAUCAAAAUAUAUUCAUAGCAGUUACUUUCAUAGUGCUUUUGCUUCUAGAAUAAUUAGUUAAAAUGGGUCUAAUUUAUUUUUAAUAAAGGGGUAAUAUUUAUUUUUAUUUGUCAAUUAUAAUUUUUUGUUAUUGUUUUUUAGGUGUAUGUAAUUUAUUUAACUUAAAAUUAUUUAAUAAUUUAACAGAGUACAAAGCGUUUAGUGUUGUAAUGCACUUAGUGUCAUCUCAUUAGUGUAUAUGGUAUAUGUGGGCUUAGUGUAAUAAAUUAAUUUAGACCUUCAUUCCAAGUAACUUCAGAAAUCUUAGUUUUCAUUGUUUAGUAUUAUAUACUUCUCAGUACCUAUAUGUAGUAAUAAUCUACUUAAUUCUGUGCUUAUACUACACUACUAUUUAUAUCUUUUAAAAUUUAAUGUUUCUCAGUAAGUAACCCAAUGUGGAAAUAACUUUUAGAUUGGCUUUAAUAUAUUAUUAUAAAAGGCAUUAGUCAUUCCUUUUAGCUGUAAUGUAACAGUUAGUGAGAACAGAUUCCUAUGUACACCUAUGUAGUUAAUACUUUUUUAGAUAAUACAUCAUAAAUAAAUCACUAUACUGUUUAUUUAUUUCAUAAAAACAUUGGCUUUAUAAUAAGAAAAGUUAGUUAUGUAUGUGUCCAGGUCAUGAAAGUAGUAGUAGAAUAGAAAAAUUGCAUUUAAAUUUAAUAUCAUUUUAUUAAAUCCAAUCCUAUUAAAAAAACAA
Molecule: messenger RNA, 3253 nt
Organism: Pieris brassicae (large cabbage white)
Lineage: Eukaryota; Metazoa; Arthropoda; Insecta; Lepidoptera; Pieridae
Gene: Naam
Exons: 8
Coding region: 225-1331 (368 amino acids)
Molecular function (GO): calcium ion binding
Source: RefSeq, a predicted model, not a curated record